Molecule: messenger RNA, 1699 nt
Organism: Carlito syrichta (Philippine tarsier)
Lineage: Eukaryota; Metazoa; Chordata; Mammalia; Primates; Tarsiidae
Gene: DUS1L
Product: dihydrouridine synthase 1 like
Exons: 13
Coding region: 34-1458 (474 amino acids)
Biological process (GO): tRNA processing
Molecular function (GO): tRNA dihydrouridine synthase activity; flavin adenine dinucleotide binding
Source: RefSeq, a predicted model, not a curated record
CCCAGUCUUCUCCUUUCCCCAAGACUGGAGACCAUGCCAAAGCUGCAGGGUUUCGAGUUCUGGAGCCGCACCCUUGGGGGAGCACGCCAUGUAGUGGCCCCCAUGGUGGACCAGAGUGAGCUGGCCUGGAGGCUGCUGAGCCGCCGCCAUGGGGCUCAGCUCUGCUACACACCCAUGCUGCAUGCCCAGGUCUUCGUCCGAGAUGCCAACUACCGCAAAGAAAACUUGUACUGCGAAGUGUGCCCUGAGGACCGGCCCCUCAUAGUGCAGUUCUGUGCCAAUGACCCUGAGGUGUUUGUUCAGGCGGCUCUGCUGGCUCAGGACUACUGUGAUGCCAUUGACCUGAACUUGGGCUGCCCACAGAUGAUAGCCAAGAGAGGUCACUAUGGCGCCUUCCUGCAGGAGGAGUGGGAUCUGCUCCAAAGAAUGAUUCUGCUGGCCCACGAGAAACUCUCUGUUCCUGUCACGUGCAAAAUCCGUGUCUUCCCAGAGAUUGACAAGACUGUGAGGUAUGCCCAGAUGCUGGAGAAAGCUGGCUGCCAGUUGCUGACCGUACAUGGGCGCACCAAGGAGCAGAAGGGGCCCCUGUCGGGUGCAGCAUCCUGGGAGCACAUCAAGGCUGUGCGGAAGGCUGUGGCCAUCCCUGUGUUUGCCAACGGGAACAUCCAGUGCCUGCAGGAUGUGGAGCGCUGCAUCCAGGACACCGGCGUGCAGGGUGUCAUGAGUGCAGAGGGCAACCUGCACAACCCUGCCCUAUUCGAGGGCCGGAGCCCUGCCGUGUGGGAGCUAGCCGAGGAGUACCUGGACAUCGUUCGGCAGUACCCCUGCCCACUGUCCUACGUCCGGGCCCACCUCUUCAAGUUGUGGCACCACACGCUGCAGGUGCAUCAGCAGCUUCGAGAGGAGCUCGCCAAAGUGAAGACCCUGGAGGGUGUCGCGGCUGUGAGCCAGGAGCUAAAGUUGCGAUGUCAGGAAGAGAUAUCCAGGCAAGGGGCAGAGAAGCCAGCCGGUGACUUGCCUUUCUUCCACUGGAUCUGCCAGCCCUAUAUCCGGCCAGGGCCCAGGGAGGGAAGCAAGGAGAACACUGGUGCCCGUAGCAAGCGGGCCCUGGAGGAGGAGGAAAGUGGCACGGACAUCCUGUCCAAGAACAAGCAGAAGAAGCAGCUGAGGAACCCCCACAAGACCUUUGACCCCUCUCUGAAACCAAAAUAUGCAAAGUGUGACCAGUGUGGAAACCCAAAGGGCAACAGAUGUGUGUUCAACUUGUGCCGUGGCUGCUGCAAGAAGCGUGCCUUCAAAGAGACUGCAGAUUGCCCAGGUCACGGAUUGCUUUUUAAAACCAAAUUGGAGAAGUCUCUGGCCUGGAAAGGGGCCCAGCCUGGACUGCAGGAGCCCCAGCCAGCAGGGUCUGGGACACCAGGUGGCUUCUCUGAAGUCAUGGGCAGUGCCCUGGCCUGAAGGCCCCAGAAACCCCCUCACCCCAGGACUGCUGCUGGAGCCCGGACAUGGCCCACUCGAGGAAAUGCCUUUUACUCAGGGAAUCUCCCGCUACUUAACAUGGAAGGAUGCACCACAUCCUCCCAUUGGCCCAUCCUGGGGCCUGGAAAUGCUGCAGCGGGGAGCAGGCCCCAGGCUAGACCUGCCCUGUCCUCACCACUCAUGUGCGUUCAAAAGUGAACAAUAAAUGGUUUCAAAGAUG